Molecule: messenger RNA, 2334 nt
Organism: Capronia epimyces CBS 606.96
Lineage: Eukaryota; Fungi; Ascomycota; Eurotiomycetes; Chaetothyriales; Herpotrichiellaceae
Exons: 3
Coding region: 1-2334 (777 amino acids)
Cellular component (GO): nucleus
Molecular function (GO): zinc ion binding; DNA-binding transcription factor activity, RNA polymerase II-specific
Source: RefSeq, a predicted model, not a curated record
AUGGCCGGGAGUGUGAACGGCCGCGACCAGCCUACUGGCGAUCCGAAGCCUAACUUCUCCGACCCCAGUGCCUCACAGUUUCCUCAGCCGUCCUAUCCUUUCCCCAUCGACGCCGAGCUGACCGUGACCUCCAACUAUCCAGUGCCACAGUAUCGGCGACAACUUGAAGAUGCCGGAUCAAAUGCUGAGAUUACUGGCAACGGGACAGUCACUAAUACGCCUCUGAAUCACCCGGGUGCAAGUCCCAGCGCAGCGACUACCGAUCCCGCAAUAACCAUGCCGCAGCCUCCUAACCAACACCCUCCUCAAUUUGCGCCCCCCGCUUCGUUGCCCCCUUUACCUACUUCGUUGCGCGCAAGUGUUGGCGACUCGUCUGAACGGGCACAGGCUCCACAGACUGGUGAUAAGAGAAAGAGAUCAAAGACUUCACGCGCGUGCGACGAAUGUCGGCGAAAGAAGGUCCGAUGCGAUGCCCCAACUGAACCUGACGGGACUCCAAAGACUUGUUCCAACUGCAAGAAGGCUGGCGUGUUUUGUGAGUUCGAGCGCAAACCGAUGAAACGGGGACCAUCUAGAGGAUACAUCCGUGAAUUAUCAGAGCGCGUCGAACAAGUUGAACUUGUGCAAAAGCAGGCAAUGCGCCAAUCUCUUGAUGCAGCUGCCGCAUUUGCACCGUAUGCCGAGACAAUACUGCCAGACCCCGCCAGUUCUGCCACAAAGCGCACACUUUCCUUCAACGAAAUUCGCCCAUUUGCACCCUCGGACUUUCAGCGUGAUAGAAUCCCAAGUUCUGGUACUUGGGGCGUCCAUUCAUCUACUGCUCCUGGGGUUCGCAAUCGCACGCGUGGGAGCCUUGCUAUCGCACCUGAUCAACCCAUUCCCCCGGAGAGCACUCAGGUUUUUGAGGCCGUGGAUCCAGACUGGCCAGAAGCUGAGCCUUCACCACCACCGAAACGCCGGCGACUCGAACUUACUGCAAACUCACAGCCAUUCAAAAUGCAACCAACCUUUCUGAUCAGAUAUUACGACCAAGUCGAGCAUCUGUUUCCACUUCUUCCCGAUUCCGAAACUGUCCUUGAGGUCAUUUCGCAGGCUCCAGAGUUCUCACAUGCUUUCGGCGUCGCCAUCGAGCUGUUGCCCAGUUUCCACAAUGGUGUUGCCGCCAAUGGUCUCCUUGACAAUGGCUCUUCCAACACAAGCUCUGAGAUGUCUGGUCGUCGCCUGAAGCGCGCACUCGCAUCCGACUUAUUUCAUAACUACACCGAGCUGGCCGCAUACUUGGUUGAGCAAAUGAAAGAAGACCCAACAGACCGCACUGAUGACGAAAACCUGGCAUGCCUCUGGACAUUCUUACUGCUGGCAUUGGGGAGCGAGAACGAUAUCAGAACUAUGGAGAAGGAGCCUAUGUCCAAGUCACAACUACUUGAAUACAGUCUGCGCACCCUUCGCCAUCUGCGUUCAGGUCGCGCAAACAAUGAUCGGGCCGGGUUCACUCAAAUGGUCAAACAAGCUUACAACUGCGCAUGCAUGCUGACAAAAUACCAUGCUCUAAGCGUGGGUAUUGGAUACCUCGAUUUGGCGCCUCACGGUGACAUGCUCGUGGUCGGCCAAGUCGAAGUCACCGAUCAUGUCUCUCCUGAAGCAGCCUUCAUAGCGGAGUCAUCCAAAAUAGUCGGUUACUCCGUCAGUCUCUUACCGGCAACCGAUGGGUUCGGCUUGGACAUGGGCUUAGAAUUCAUCCAUACCUUCAUUAGGCCUGGUCUCCAAGAAGUCAUUGACAGAUUCCCCGAACUGGGUGACGACAACCCGACUGUGCAGAAAGUCGGAUGUUUCGUCGAUUCACUGCUUGUUCGCGUUGAUCGUGGGCUUCUUGAGCUGAACAUCCUUAAGGCGGGCGCUGGAAUGGUGGACGCUCUCGCAACCGAGGCCGCAGCAUCUGCUGAGAACUACCGCUUCGACCCUCUUGAUAUGCACGUCUCGGCACUCUCGGUCGUCACGUUUUGCGAAAUAGUCAACAGCUGCAGUUCGCAAGGGAUGGCGGACAUUGCGAACAAAUAUCUGAACGAAGCGAGAGAGCUCCUUCAAAAGAAGUCGGAAGCGUUUCACCAAGGAUAUGGCUUCGAAUGGUUCUAUGCUGCAUAUACUCCGAGUACGCCGGAGGCGGCAGACCAAUACGUAAUGAAGCACUGGACGGAUUGCUUGUUGAAAAUGAUUGAUUGGGUUCAGGCAAAGCAGCCGGCAGUCGAGCAGAACCAUGACACAAGCCGAAUCAUCUUCCCGAAUUUCCAACAGACGGCGAAGACUGGCUGGUUGAAUAUCAUGUCUCGCUUCUAG